Messenger RNA from Liolophura sinensis, 4385 nucleotides. Its product is annotated as lethal(2) giant larvae protein homolog 1-like. The record is from RefSeq and is a predicted model, not a curated record. Gene Ontology annotation, cellular component: cytoplasm; plasma membrane; cortical actin cytoskeleton. Lineage: Eukaryota; Metazoa; Mollusca; Polyplacophora; Chitonida; Chitonidae. The coding region runs from base 195 to 3566 and encodes 1123 amino acids. Gene Ontology annotation, molecular function: syntaxin binding; GTPase activator activity; myosin II binding. Gene Ontology annotation, biological process: establishment of spindle orientation; regulation of establishment or maintenance of cell polarity; cortical actin cytoskeleton organization. The transcript has 25 exons.
CGGAAGGAUAGCUAUGAACUACUGUUAAGCAGAGCAAUGCUGUUCAAAAGCCAUUAGAUUCGCGCGGGUUGUAAAGGAGCGAGCGGUUGUAGCCAGUAUCCCGUGAAAUUCGAUAGUUGUAACACCAUCUGCAUGCAACAUUUCGUAAGGACGUAAGACCAAGAGCUACCCAUUACACCGACCACAUCACCAUCAUGUUCAAGUUUUUCCGAAAAUCCCAGCCGAAGGAAUCGGAGAGUCGUGAGGCGCAGAAGAAGGAAUUAUUUCAGUUCACAAAGUGUGUUGAACAUGGUUUCCCAAGUAAGCCAAGUGCCCUGGCUUAUGACCCCAAACUGCGACUGCUGGCUAUUGGAACAAAGACUGGCGCUGUCAAAAUCUAUGGCCGUCCCGGGGUAGAGAUGAGUGGUCUACACCAGGAAGACGUACAAGUCAACCAGCUCUUCUUCCUCAGUGAACAGGGCCGCCUCAUCUCCCUGUGUAGUGAUAACAGCCUGCACUUGUGGGAAAUCAACAUCAGAGAUAACACCGCUGUUCUUGAUGAGGUCAAGCAUUAUAACAUGGAAUCCAGCAAGCUUAAGAGCAUCUCUGCCUGCUGUCUGAGUUCUAAUGGAAGCCAGCUGCUGUUGGGGACAGAAGGUGGUAACAUUCUCCUGUUGGAUGUCAGCAACUUUACACUACUGGAUCAGAUAAUAUACCAGGAUGUUGUUAUGCAGAAUGUGCCAGAUGAUUUCAAGAUCAACCCAGGUGCAGUGGAGGCCAUUGCUGUGCACCCUACCAACCCAGACAAGUUUCUCAUUGGUUACAAUCGUGGUUUGAUUGUACUGUGGGACAACAAGGAGAGCAAUGCUGACAAGACCUACAAUGCUACACAGCAAUUGGAGUCUCUGACUUGGCAUAGGAAUGGUACAGAGUUUGUCAGCUCGCAUGCUGAUGGUAGUUAUCUCGUGUGGAGCUCCACAGACUCUUCCGGACCAAAGGAACCCGCAGCUUCACCUUAUGGCCCAUUCCCUUGCAAGGCAAUUAGCAAAAUCCUAUGGAAAACCGCCAAAAUUGAUCCCGAGCCAUUCAUCAUUUUCUCUGGAGGCAUGCCACGUGCCAGUUACGGUGACAAGCACACAGUCAGUGUGAUGCAGGGCUCCAAUCACACCGUGUUUGACUUCACCUCCAGAGUCAUUGACUUCAUUGCGAUCACUCGGGGAGAUGAGGAUGACACAGAAGAAUCUAGAGCAGAGCACGAUGACCCUCACGCCCUGAUUGUCCUGGUGGAUGAGGAAUUGAUAGUCAUUGACCUGGACACCCCCAACUGGCCACUCUUCCGCCUGCCAUAUGUGAACAGUUUACAUUCCACUGCCAUCACAUGCUCCCAGCAUAUAAACAAUGUACCUGAACAGCUCUGGGAGAAGAUUGUGGAUGCUGGCCAGGCUCAGAACAACGCUUACUCAGCCAGGGAAUGGCCAAUAACUGGUGGAAAGGCCUUAGUGGACGCUCCGGUUUCCAGAGAUUUGCUGCUCACUGGCCACGAGGAUGGCGCAGUGCGCUUCUGGGAUGCCUCUACCACAAGUCUACAGCUGAUGUACAAGCUCACCACUGCACCUCUCUUUGGCUCUGAUGUUGGGUCUAGUGACAAUGCUGCUGGAGAGGAGGAAGAGUGGCCUCCCUUCAGGAAGGUAGGAACUUUCGACCCAUACAGUGAUGACCCUAGACUGGCCAUUCAGAAGAUCGCACUGUGUUCUCUGAGCGAGACCCUUAUUGUGGCUGGAACUGCAGGUCAAGUGGUCAUCCUACAGAUGGAGAGAGAAGAGCGAGAACAGGAGGUCAAGGGCGUGAAUGUCAACAUUGUCGGGGAGAGAGACAACUUUGUGUGGAAAGGACACGAAGCCCUGACCCUGAAAGAAGGAGAUCAGAAGUUCGCCCCAGGAUUCCAACCCACCUGUGCUGUACAGUUAUGUCCCCCUGCUGCCUGCACCGCUCUUGCCUUCCAAUCAGAGUGGCAACUUGUGGCGGCUGGUACAGCACAUGGAUUUGCCUUGUUCGAUUAUCUCCAGAAGAAAGAAGUGGUGACAAAAUGUACUCUUAACCCUAACGAUUUGACAGGGGUUGUUCAAGACACGAGCAUGUCGAGAAGGAAAUCCUUCAAAAAGUCACUGAGGGAAUCGUUCAGACGGCUGAGAAGACGACGAUCAGAGCGCCGAAGGGCAGAGGAACAGGGCAAGAAAGAGGGCACAGAAAAGGGCAUUGAGCAGAAGGACACCACCCCACCGGCUGAGGCUGGAGCUACUGCUUCCCCUACCCCUGCUGCGGACCCAGAGGCGGGUGCAGCUGCCGCUGCUGUGGAGCGCAAACCUGUGGAGAGACAAGUGGAGGCUCGCAGUACAGAAGAUUUCAAAGCCUCUCUUGUUAGAUGCCUGUAUUUUGCGGAGACAUUUGUCUUGAAUGGUUCACAGCCAAGCGCUACUCUCUGGGCUGGUACCAACUCUGGCACAGUUCUCAUAUUUACCAUCACCCUUCCCGCCAGUGACAAACGAGCCGUAGAUGAAAUCUCUGCAGUGCUGGCUAAGGAGAUUAAGUUGCGCCACCAUGCCCCAGUUAUCUCUAUUGCCGUGCUAGACAAACAGAAUCGUGUGGUGCCCGCACCGCUAGAAGUGCAGCAUGAGCGUGCCAAGGCACCGGACAUGUCAGGCGAUCAUCAUGUUAUCAUCUGCUCAGAGGAACAAUUCAAAUUGUUCAGUUUGCCACAUCUAAAGCCAGCUUACAAGUGCAAGUUGACGGCUGUUGAUGGAGCAAGGGUACGGCGACUUGAUUUCGUCAAUUUCCGCAGCAAAACAGAUGAAAACUACAAUGAGUUUGACAUUGCUUGUUUGACCAAUCUAGGAGAUUUAAGUGUGUAUUCAAUUCCUAACCUACGUAGACAGCUCAUGCAAUCAGGCUGUAUAAGGAAAGAGGAUAUCAAUGGCAUUUCAUCCUUCAUCUUCACACGGAAUGGCCAGGGCUUCUUCCUGAGCUCAGCAUCAGAGUUUGUGCGUGUGUCGCUUUCAGCUCAGCUCAUCACACUGCCCCUGUGUGAGGUAGAACUGAAGGAGGGUAUGAGGCCGGAGCCAGAGCCUGAACCUGAGGUGGCGGCCUGCCCUGAGGCAGGGACACCCGCCAUUCAGGUGACAGCUGCUGAGGAUAGCGAGACAACUGGAGCUGAAGGAGCUGUUGGUGAAGGAGAAACAUUAGAACAGUCGGCAGUAGAGGACCACAAUGACUCCCGAGCUGAUACCACAGCUGACAUCACAGUGGACAGCGUUACAGUCAAUCCUGAUGUUGUUGGAGACACAAGUACUCAGAGCGCAGAGGUGGUUACUACGGUUACAGAGGUCACAGUUGGUGGAGUUACCAAGGAAACAAAUGCUGAUGACGACACCAAGGCAACUCAAGAACCCCAUGAAGAGACUAAGGGUAUCAUAGAUACAGCUACAGAUAAGCUGGAGGACUUGAAGAUCGAGGUCAAGGAUGCAGUUCUGGAGAAGGUCAAGGCUGUGGAGGGAGAGAAUGAGAACCAUGUUGUUGAGGCUGUGAAUUAAAAACUCGCCCAUGGCGCCAGCUCUAAUUAUGCUCAAUCAGAUCUGUAGCUGCUUUGUUGUUGGAGUAGAUGUAAUGUGUUGGGGCGGUUUUUAGAAGUCUUCUACAUUUUACCAGUUUUUAAUUGGCUGUGGAUCUGCGUGCGGAUGUGUGGACUACGCAAUUGUGUAUUGUUUUUGUGCAAUUGCAAUGCACAUCACUGCUCCCCUUGGACCUGCUCAUCUUCCUGUAUUCCUUCAUCCCUCAUCAUUAUGAUUGGGGACAGCAUCGCUGAUUUUAUGGCCAACAGUAUUUGUUGUUGUAGUUACUAGUGGUUUAAUGUCUAAUGUUGAAAAGUAUCGACUGUAGUUAUUGCUGUCAGACGAGGCAUUUUAUUGUAACUCUUCGGGCUUGAUGCAUUUAUUGCUUUAUGCAUAUAUUGAUGAAAUGAUUUUAAAAUGAUGCUAAUGUUACUGUUAUCUAUGCGUAGUACAGGCUGAUUGGACCAACAUGUUUUCCAUAAUGUACUGAUUGGAAUUGUUAAUGAUGUGGUGGUGUCCAUGGUAUUCUUGCUCCAUGCCUUUGUGCCUUGUACAUGACUAGCUUUUAAACAACCCCUUCCCGGCCCCGCUCCGAGUCUUUACAUUGAUGUGUUUUCAUCAUGCCAUGUCUCAUUGUCAGUUGUUUUUUUUUUUUUGUUUUUUUUUUUUUACAACCCACUGAUUUCAUUGUUAACAUCAAUUUCAUUGUUAACAUCAAUUUCAUUAACCACUAAUGGUAAGAUUAUUUUGUCACAAAUUUUUAAUUUUAUCAUGAACAAAUUUAAUAAAUGUUUUGCCUGC